Molecule: messenger RNA, 576 nt
Organism: Penicillium argentinense
Lineage: Eukaryota; Fungi; Ascomycota; Eurotiomycetes; Eurotiales; Aspergillaceae
Product: mediator of RNA polymerase II transcription subunit 9
Exons: 1
Coding region: 1-576 (191 amino acids)
Biological process (GO): regulation of transcription by RNA polymerase II
Cellular component (GO): mediator complex
Molecular function (GO): transcription coregulator activity
Source: RefSeq, a predicted model, not a curated record
AUGGCUUCGAGGUCUCCGACUGCAGCCACCCCGCUGCCCAAGUCCUCGGUUGCGCCCGAGAGCCCUUCCAAAGACACGAACCAGACGGUUCCUUUCCCUUCACCACAGACCUUUGAGGUCCUUCCACCACUCCACGGGGUUCUUCUUCAGCUGCUCUCUCAGAAAGCCCCCACAGAUCCGACAGUGGGUGCUCCCGGUGAUGCUCCAGGAGCCUCUGGCGCAUCCACGGAGGCGCAACAAAAUGGUCAGCAACCGCCAUCGAGCAUCCCCGGUGGUGGUAGUAAUGGCCCUGCAGCUUCACAAGCUGUAGCGGACACCUCUUCAAUCGAUCCAAACGUUCGUUCGCCCCUCGACGUCAAAGAUCUCCCCACCGCGACUAGCUCGGUCAAAAUUCGGAUUGAAAAGGCACGGGCAGUGGUAGAGGAACUGCCAGACAUGCAUCGGUCCGUGGAGGAGCAGCAGGAUGAAAUAUCUGAGCUCGAGGACCGAAUUACCCGUCUGCGUUGUGUCAUCUCAGAAUUUGGAAUUCGGGCCAGGCUGGAUUUUGCAGACAGCAAGGUCGCCACCGCAGCUUGA